AUGCCCGGAGGCGUUUGUGCCGUCCUCGAUUAUGAGGUCGACAUGAUGGCUGAGUAUGUCGCCGAGAUGGCAACUCGCGUUGUUACUCCCGAGGCUAGCGUCACCUCUCCUUUCCGGAAGUUCGUGUCGCAGAUCCUCACCUCCACGAGACUGCCCAGUACGACUAUCCUUCUUGGAAUGAACUAUCUCGCCAAGAGAAUCAACUCCAUGAAGAGCCAGGGUCCGUACAAGGCCUCCGAGGGUCAAGUUUGGCGUUUCCUCACGGUUUCGCUCCUCCUCGGCAGCAAGUUCCUGGAUGACAACACCUUUCAGAACCGAUCUUGGUCUGAGGUUAGCGGCAUUCCCGUCUCUGAGCUGAACACUCUGGAGUAUGAUUGGCUUCAGGCCAUGAACUGGCGACUCUACGUCAACCUUGAUCACAGCAAGGACUACCAGGCCUGGCUUGACAACUGGCGUGAGUGGCAGCAGAUGAAGAAGCGACGCGCCGCCCAGGCGAGCCGAGAGCGUCUUGCUGCUUUGGUCCCCGCCAUCGAUACCGACUUGGCGAGGUACAACAGCAACCGUUGCUCUCCUCACUCGCGCUACAUCCAGGCUCAAAUUGCAGAGUAUGAGCGCUACCAGGCUAUGAAGGCUCAGCAACAGCAGCAGCAGCAGCACACCUACCGCUCUCGCGAAACCACUUGGUCCAACAACCCGUGGAAUGCGCCUCUCACUCCUCCGGAUUCUGGCUAUGGCACUCCCGAGUACGCCAUGUCGGCUGCCUCCAGCAACGCUCGCUACAAUGAGUGGUUCGCUCAGGCCGCUGCUCAGUACAGCAGCCGAUACCCCCAGCCUCCGGCUCACAAUACGUUUUACCCCAACCGUCAACCGUCGUAUGGAUCUCACUACCCGUACCACCACCACAGUGGUUGGGAACACGGUGUUGCUGAGUGCGGUUGCCCGGGAUGUGUCGAGCCCAUGAAGCAGACGCCUUACUUCAUGUCCCAUGGAUAUGGCCAACCUGUGAUGGGUUAA
Molecule: messenger RNA, 1014 nt
Organism: Trichoderma virens Gv29-8
Lineage: Eukaryota; Fungi; Ascomycota; Sordariomycetes; Hypocreales; Hypocreaceae
Exons: 1
Coding region: 1-1014 (337 amino acids)
Biological process (GO): regulation of cyclin-dependent protein serine/threonine kinase activity
Cellular component (GO): cyclin-dependent protein kinase holoenzyme complex; nucleus
Molecular function (GO): protein kinase binding; cyclin-dependent protein serine/threonine kinase regulator activity
Source: RefSeq, a predicted model, not a curated record